Molecule: messenger RNA, 2250 nt
Organism: Ustilago hordei
Lineage: Eukaryota; Fungi; Basidiomycota; Ustilaginomycetes; Ustilaginales; Ustilaginaceae
Exons: 1
Coding region: 1-2250 (749 amino acids)
Cellular component (GO): cytosol; nucleus
Molecular function (GO): cysteine-type deubiquitinase activity; cysteine-type endopeptidase activity
Source: RefSeq, a predicted model, not a curated record
AUGGCCGAAGUGGUGAGACGGCCGCCAUCGCAAGAUGAGCGUAACGGGUCCUCCUCCUCCCCCUCCUCUUCGCGGUCGUUCAGCCAAUCACCACAAGUGAAAGACUUGAAUCGAUCCCACUCGUUCUCUUCAAGCAGCAAACCAAGCAAAAAGUCAGCAAAUGGCCACCAUCAUUACAAAAAGGCAUCUUCCCUCCCCAACUCUCCCUCGAAAGAAGAGCGAAAGAAGCUUGCCAAAGAGAUCUUCGCCAAUGGCUCCGACCAACUUCGAGCAACACUCAAGCAGCGAGGUAUGCUUCACGCUCUCCUCUCCGACCCGGUCAAGUUUAUCAAAUCCAACCAGAAGCAAGGUCAGGAUUACACGACAUUGGGAUUGACCCCGGUAAAUGAUCCCAACUUUGCAGCUGCGCAGAAGAGGAAGCAGGAGCAAAAACAGCAUUCGCUUUCCUUGCUUUCCGAUACACCAAAGAUCAAUGGCACUUUGGCGGCGAUAGAGGAGCAAGAGCCUUCUUCACCAAGCAAGAAGAGCAAGGCGAGCGGUGGCGGAGAUCUCUAUCCUCAAAAGAUCUCGUUGCGUUUUCCUGGCAAAGUUCGAUCCAUCGCAACCGGCUUGUCCAACUACGGCAAUACGUGUUACAUGAACAGUGUCAUGCAGUCCCUCAUCCACACUCCCCCGCUUGCAUUCGCUUUGCUGACUCAAGACUUGGAGACGUUGCAUGGCGAAUGGGGAGGUAAACCAAACGUCAACUUUGACGCCGUGAUUGCAAUGCAGAACUUUGCCAAACGCUCCCUUCAAGGUACUCGCCCAACCAACGCCCCACAGGAGUUCAACCGGAACCUAAAAGCUUUUGCCAAGCCUUUGCGUCAGGGUCGACAAGAAGAUGCACACGAGUAUCUGCGCUUUCUGUUGGAGGCCCUACAACAGGCUUGUCUUUCACGAGCACCAAAGUCGUUAAAGCCCGACGAUCCGAUUCGACGCACGACGUUUGUUCAAAAGAUGUUUGGGGGGAAAUUGAGGAGCAGGGUAACCUGCCACAACUGCAGUCAUAACUCAGACACCUUUGAUCCAUUUAUGGAUCUCUCACUCGACGUUCGGAAAGGGAUCAACUCUCUCACUGAUGCAUUCCGCGCUUUUGUCGCAAAAGACCACCUCACAGGAUCAGAAAAGUACAAAUGCGAUAAAUGCAAGCGCAAAGUCGAUGCCACCAAACAGUUCACCAUCGAAUCCUGCCCACCCGCUCUUACCGUGCAUUUGAAGAGGUUUACGGCCUUCGGUGGGAAAAUCUCCCGUCAAAUCUCCUUUGACGAGUCUCUCAACAUCGCUCCCUACUUAUCCGAGAAUAGGGGACCGGUGAGGUACAAGCUCUACGCAGCAGUUCAUCACUACGGUUCAGGCCCAAAUAGUGGGCAUUAUGUAGCAAGUGUCAAAGCUCCCUGUGGCAAGUGGACUAGGAUGGACGAUAGUCAUGUUAGCGAAAUAGGAAGAGGGGGGCCGGUGAAUGAUCAAAGUGCUUACAUUCUGUUUUAUUUGCGGGAGAAUGAUGGAUUGGAGAAGGCGAUCAAGGCUGUUGCUCCUUCUCAAGCUCCUUUGUUGAAGCGAAAGGCUGAAGAGGCGGAGGAGGAGCGUUCCGCUUCGGAAGAAAGCGAGGAGGAGGAGAAAGGGGACGACUUUGAUAAUGUGGAAGCGUAUCAAGCUUUGCUGAAGCGUAGGAAGGCAGAGAAGAAAGCGGCAGUGGACGAGAGCGAUUCAGACGAAGCUCCGACUAAAAGCGCAAGUUCGAAAUUGGACGCUAUGCUAGCGUCGAAACCUAAAUCAGCAGCUAGUUUUUAUGGCGGUGCUGCUUCUCGAGUUUCGAAUCCAUUCACCAUGGCCUCCGCUGCAGAGGAAGAACUAGGAACUCCGAUCGAGAGGGAUGAAUACGAAUCCCUCGUCGGCCCCGCUACCCUCUCUUCCUCCACUCCCUCAUCUCCAACCAAAUCCAACUGCAACCCAGACCCAGAGUUAGAAUCAGAGUCAGAGCCCGACUCAUUCACCGCCUUAAGCAAAAAGGAAAAGAGGAAACAGAAGAAAGCGGCACAGGCCAUCCUCUCUGCCAAAUCCAGUCGGGGCAUCCCUAGCUCACCCUAUGCUAGUGCGCUAACGGGGAUGGGAGGGGCGAAAGAGCAGAAGAAGAAGAGCAAAAAGGACCAGAAGGCUAUCUCAGCACUUGGUGGGUUUGCGGGCAGGAUGAAGCCUCGGUUCUCACACUAA